This is a messenger RNA of Oppia nitens, 1802 nucleotides long. Its product is annotated as inositol-tetrakisphosphate 1-kinase-like. Gene Ontology annotation, biological process: inositol trisphosphate metabolic process. The record is from RefSeq and is a predicted model, not a curated record. The coding region runs from base 375 to 1757 and encodes 460 amino acids. The transcript has 8 exons. Gene Ontology annotation, molecular function: inositol-1,3,4-trisphosphate 5-kinase activity; inositol-3,4,5,6-tetrakisphosphate 1-kinase activity; inositol-1,3,4-trisphosphate 6-kinase activity. Lineage: Eukaryota; Metazoa; Arthropoda; Arachnida; Sarcoptiformes; Oppiidae. Gene Ontology annotation, cellular component: cytoplasm.
AUACUAAUCAAUGUAUUUAUGAAUACAAAAGUGUUUACUAAAAAAACUACUGUAUUAUUGAAUUACAUUACAUUUGAUUGAACAGUGCGUUGAGUCCAACAAUCAGUUAUAAUAUAAUUGUUGUUUGUUUUGUCAAUCGUUUUGAUUAACCAUUAAUUGACACACUUUUGUACUUUUUGUAUGAAAUUGAUGUCAAAAACUGAUUGACUCAACACUAGAGUCCAAUUGAAUUGAAUGAUCAUUUGAUUGAAAUAUAACAUAUAUAUUAGCCAUCGUUUGUAGCGAUUCCUCCUGACUUUCAGAAGAUGAAGUGAUAGUCCAGUUGUGAUAUUGAUUUGUUUACUAUUUGUAGUAGUGAUCAAUAAGUGAGAUCAAUGUCAAAGACUAUAAUGUCCUCCAAUAAAGUCGGCUUUUGGGCCUCAGAGAAGAAGUGCCUAAAGAUCAAUGUCUCCGAAUUGGACAAGAAUUUUGCGGCGAAGGGCUUUGAGUUGGUUAAGAUGAAUCUGAAUGAACCGAUUGAAACUCAGGGACCCUUCGCUGCAAUUAUCCAUAAGUUGGCUGAUGUUAUGGUUAGGGCCCAACAGGACGACCCUUUGGCUCGCAAACAGAUUCAACUCUUUGAGGACUAUAUUAACAAUCACCCAGAAGUGGUAAUAUUAGAUCCAUUAGAUAAUGUCCGCAAACUAUUGGAUAGAUACCGACAAUACAAACUGAUUGAUGACAGUGAACUGGCCCGUGAAGAUGGUGUGUUUACCCCAACAUUUGUUGAGUUGACAUCAAACGAUGUAAAUGAAAAUCUAAAUAAAUUGAAGGCAGCGGUCGUUAGUUUUCCGUUUGUUUGCAAACCACUUGUGGCACAUGGAUCCACUUACGCCCAUCAGAUGUCUAUAAUAUUUGGCAAAUCAGGGCUCAAAACAAUAAGUCCUCACUGUGUCGCCCAAUCAUUUAUCAAUCAUAAUGCGCGACUCUUUAAGCUAUUUCUUAUCAAAGAUAAAUACUAUGUUAUUGAGAGGCCGUCACUCAAGAACUUUAAGCGCGGAGAUACCGAUUGCGAGACUGUUUUCUUUGACAGUCACGACAUUUCUAAACCUGACUCGUGCUGUGCUCUAACAGAAUUAGAUCCAACAGACCAGUCAUGUCAACCAAUACGUGAUCCUGAAAUGGAAAGACUCGACAGAAUUGUUAAAGUUGUUUCACAGAAAGUGGGUCUAACUUUGUUGGGCAUUGAUGUCAUCAUUGACAAUAUGACUGGUCGUUAUGCUAUUAUCGAUAUGAAUGCAUUUCCAGGUUAUGACGGCGUUGACUGUUUUCUUCAAACAUUGUGUGAUAUCACUGUUGAAGAAAUAGAGAAAAAGAGGCAAUCAUUGGGUUUAACGAACAUAAUUAACGAAUUAAGUGCCAGAAAUGAGAGAAAUGAUUAUUUAGAGACACAAACAAAGACUCAGUGCCUUUCAUUACAAUCUAAUAGCGAUAAGGACUGCAAUAAUACACAAUUGAAAUCUCCAAUGAUUGACAACAAAUCAAUUGAUGAAAGAAUAAGUUUAGUUAAGACAUCAUCGGUUGAGAAGAAUGAUAAGACUGUGAUCACAAAGACGGCACAAAAUGGCAAUGAUUUUGAUUCAGGAAUUGAUACGUCAGACUCUUGCGAUGAAAAGAAAUAUAAGAAGCAAUCGCAGGUCAAAGUUGUCCGCAGACAACACUCCCGAAGUUUGACUAAUUCCUCAAAUGUCAGAAUCGAUGAAAUAAAUUCCAUUUAAAGCUCUUUUUUAUUGAUUAUAUAUAUAUAUUGUAUUAUUUUUAUU